Molecule: messenger RNA, 2420 nt
Organism: Lolium perenne
Lineage: Eukaryota; Viridiplantae; Streptophyta; Magnoliopsida; Poales; Poaceae
Source: RefSeq, a predicted model, not a curated record
GUGGUCCCGCCUCUGGAUUAAACCCCUACCCUGCGGUCUGCGGCCGACAUUCUCGGUCCCGAUCCAAACCCUUUUGCCGCGGCGGCGCCGCCUCUCCGAUGAGCGUCUCCGAUGAGCUCCGGUCGCUAGAGGUCACGGGAAUCUACCGCCUCCCAGGCUCCCGCGCUGCCUUCUUGGACCCGGUGCGCCUGCUCAACGAAUCCUACAGGCGCUUCCGCCUCGUCCCCUCUUCGUACUACUCCCGAAGCUUCGGCCCGUCGAAUCAGGGAGGCGACGCGCAGGGCGAGCGGACGGCGCCGUCUCCGGAGCGGAAGAAGCGCAAGCGGAAGCGCCAGCCGAAGCCCCGGGAACUCAAUGCCGUGGAGCGGAUCGCGGAAGCGCGGCAUCAGGAAGCAAGGGCUUUGCUAAUUAGCGCGCAUAAAUCACUCCUUGAGGCGAAAGAUCUACUGGAGUUUCUUCCAGGGAUGGUCAAGGGAGAUGAAUGCAUGCAAGAUGUUCAAACUAGCUCUGAGAACAAUUUUGUUGAGCUUGGGAGCUCAUGGCGAGCACCUCUUUGUGAGAUGACUCUUUGCUUUCAGAAGCCCCAUGGUCAGGGCGAGGCAGGUCCCUGCCUUGUCCAAAGGAGGUCCAGUACGUUGUUUGAUAAGAUAAUCAGUAUUGAAGAAAAUGAUGAGGCGGAAGGAGAAUUUCAGAGUAGGCUCUAUAUUUUACCAAAAGGCAGUUGCUUCCUGAUGACUGACUUCAAACAUGUUCGUGAUCUCAUUCCUGAUAAUUCUAAUGAUGGUUACAACCUUAUAGUUAUUGACCCACCUUGGGAGAAUGGAUGUGUUCGUCAGAAAGAAGCGUAUCCUACACUUCCCAACAGAUAUUUGUUGUAUCUUCCAGUUCAAGAACUUGCUGAUCCAGCUGGAGCUCUUCUAGUUUUGUGGAUUACAAAUCGGGAGAAAUUGCGAAGAUUUGUUGAGGAUGAAUUGCUUCCAUCUUGGGGAGUUAAAGAUCCCACUGAGUUUUAUUGGCUGAAGGUGAAGUCGGAUGGUUCACUCAUUGGUGAUUUGGACUUGUUCCAUCACAGGCCUUAUGAGUGUCUUCUUCUUGGCUACAUAAAUGUUAAUAGAGAAGCUGAACCAGGAUCAAAUUUUAAGUUUCUGCAAGCUAGCCAAGUAAUUAUGAGUGUCCCGGGUGCACACUCAAGGAAACCUCCCCUUCAGAAAAUACUUUCCGAAUUUAUUCCUGGUUCUAAACCUCCAAGGUGCAUUGAGCUUUUUGCAAGAGAGUUGGGUUCUGAAUGGACCUCUUGGGGAAACGAGCCACUUCAUUUUCAGGAUUCCAUGUACUUCACGGAGAAGUAAAUUACAACAACACGAUAUGUGCAUUUUGAAUCGAUGAAAUGCUUUGUUGUUAUGUCUCAUGUUUUUCCGUAAGUAGUUCCUUCUUCCCAUUCUCUUACAUUUUCUAGCAAUGCACCCAUGCCUUGGCUUUACAAUAUUGUAUUUAGCUCCUCAGGUUAUUUGUUAAUGUGAGAAAAAACCACACCAUAAGCCAAAAAAAUGCCUCAUAUGGUUGUCCAUAUACAUCGUGGGAUUCACUACUGCAGAAACGCUUAUAGCCGCUAUGCGUCUAGUGACAGGCAAACUAGUGACAAGCUCGUAUAAGCCUGUCGCUAGUACGAAACACUAGUGACAAGCGCAUAAAAAAGCCUGUCACUAGCAGUUUUUGCGGAGACCGGCUGAAAGGUCAAAUGUGUUAGCGACAUUCAUUGAAAACUAGACAAAUAUUUUUUAUUUUAUUAAGUUGGCUAACAUUUUGAGGACGAGCGUAUCAGACGUGGCUCAUCUUAAACAAAUACCACACGAAAAAUCUUUACGGCACGAGCUUGAGAUGAUAGAAGGAACAAAGAUUUUGAUACGGAGUAGAUGCAUGAAGCCAAGUUUCCUUCAUUUUCUUUUAUUUCCUCUCUCACGGUCCUCCACUGUGUUAGAUGUAGGUAUGUGACUAGCAGCGUCCAGCCAGGUUUUUAGAAAGUACUGAAUCUGAAUCUACGUGCAAAUGCAGAUUGCACGUAAAACAGUUAGCCAGGUUAAGCACAUCAUCAGUGUCCUGCGCCAUUUAGGUCCAUACAAAGAAGAUGUAAUGAAAGAAUUUGCACCUCAACAAGAUGGUGGAAAUGUAAAACAUUGAAAGGAACUUGCAGCUAUGCAUAUGAACAACACAUGUACAUGGUGGUGCCGUUCUUUGGAGUUCAAGCUUCUUACUACAUAACAAACUACUCUUUGUUGUCUAUGAUAGAUUGCAAGUUCUUAUACCAUUGUGUUAGUUGUACAAAUAUUAUGUCACAUUGGGUGAUGUGAACGUAUCACUGGUACAAUAUCUUAUUGUGCUAUAUGAAAUAUCCGUGGAAAAUGUAUUUUAUCUGUAUAUCA